Messenger RNA from Durio zibethinus, 2415 nucleotides. RefSeq names its product DEK domain-containing chromatin-associated protein 1-like. Gene Ontology annotation, molecular function: DNA binding; histone binding. The record is from RefSeq and is a predicted model, not a curated record. NCBI's taxonomy places the organism in Eukaryota, Viridiplantae, Streptophyta, Magnoliopsida, Malvales, Malvaceae. Gene Ontology annotation, cellular component: nucleus. Gene Ontology annotation, biological process: chromatin organization; regulation of double-strand break repair.
AAAAAACCAAAGCCCGCUCUUCCCCAAAGAAAGUCUUCGGUAGCCCGCUCGUUCCUCCCUCUUCUACUCAUCUCCCUCGCGCGCCCUGUCGAAAUUUAUUAUUCCUUAUCUCAAAUUUGCCCUCCAAAUCCAAGCAAACAAAAGUCAAAACACCAAACACUUGUUUGUCAUUUCAUAGCACUGGACCAGUCACCAUAGGUACUCUCUACUCUCUCUGUCUCUCUCUCUCUCUCUCUCGAUCUUUUAGGGUUUGAUUCAAUUUAGGGUUUUAGGGGGAAACGGGAUUUCGCUGUUUGAUUGGUGGUUUCUAUGGCGACGGAAACCCUAGACGAGAAGAAACCGGACGAAGAGGAGGCGGCUGCUCCGGUUAACGCAAAAGAGGAGGUUAAAGAAGAGAAAGAGAAAGAAAAAGAGGAGGAAAGUAAGGAGAUUUCCGAGAAAGAAGUUUGUCGGGAAAGUGAGGAAAAGAAGGAAGUUGAACAGAAAGAGGAAGAAGAAGAAGAGAAAGCUGAGGAAACUAAGGAGGAAGAAGAGAACGAAGAAGAAGGGACCAAAAGUGCCAAAGGUAAUAGAAGAAAGCGAAGCUCCAGGACACCACGACGACGUUCGGCUGAGAAGAAAGAGCCUGUUACGCCGAGUAGUGACAGGCCUACCAGGGAAAGGAAAGUGGUCGAAAGGUACUCGGCUCCUUCCCUUGCCAGGUCUUCCUCUGCCAAAGCUUUGUCAAUUGAAAAGGGUCCUGGUACUCGGCUUAAAGAUAUUCCAAAUGUGGCUUUCAAGUUGUCGAAGAAAAAACCUGAUGAUAAUCUGCAGAUGCUUCACAUGAUACUAUUUGGAAAGAAAGCAAAGCCUCACAGUUUGAAGAGAAACAUUGGCCAAUUUUCGGGCUAUGUUUGGGUUGAGAAUGAGGAAAAACAAAAGGCAAAAGUAAAGGAAAAAAUUGAGAAAUGUGUUAAAGAAAAGUUGGUUGAUUUCUGUGAUUUGCUGAAUAUUCCAAUUGUCAGGGCCACUGCAAGAAAGGAGGAACUCUCUGCCAAAUUGUUGGAAUUUCUGGAAUCUCCCCAUGCUACAACUGACAUUCUACUUGCUGACAAGGAACAGAAGGGUAAAAAGCGUAGAGCUACACCAAACAAAAACAUUGGUUCUGGGGAAGCAUCAGAUACAUUAGCUAAGAAGCGACAAAGAACACCCCAAGGUGGGAAAAAGCAUAAGCGAUCAUCCAAAGCUGAGGAAAAAGAUGAAGAUGAUAAAGUUGAAUCCCCUGUCACUAAAGAUUCUCAUGAAGAUGAUGCUGACACUACAUUGAAUGAAGUCAGUGGUGAUGAAGAGACGAAAUCAGAGGAAGAAGAUGAACCCAACAAGUCAAGCAAAAAAGGUACUUCAAAAAAGAUUGCAGUGGAAAGUCCAGAGUCAAAAAGCAAGGAUAAAUCUACAUCUGGAAAGAAGCUUACCCCUGCAAAAUCUAGCAGAAAAUCUUCUGGGUCAGCUUCAAAACAAGGUGCUUGUGAUGGUGAUGGGACUUCUGGCUCCAAAUCGAAGGGUACUGCAUCAAAAAAGCAGAAGGUUGAAAAGGAAAGCACUAAGGAUGGCAGUUUCUCCACCAAAGACAAGGUUGCUGGCAAGAAGCAAACAAACAAGUCACCUGCAAAGGUUUUUGCCAAGACUCAAGGUAAAAGCAAAAGUGGGAAGAAGCCUAAAGCAGAGCCUAGCAGGGAAGAAAUUCAUGAUGUAGUGGUAGAUAUUCUAAAAAAAGUGGACUUCAACACCGCAACAUUAUCUGAUAUUCUUCGGCAACUGGGUAUGCACUUCGAUCUGGAUUUGAUGCACAGAAAAGCUGAGGUUAAGGACGUUAUUACAGAAGUGAUAAAUAACAUGUCUGAUGAGGAUGAGGAAACAGAGGAAAGCGAGGAGAAUGCUGAUGCAGGUGGUGCUGCUGAUAAAGAUGUGGAUGGGGAUGAUGAUGCUUAGUUCACUUGUGGAAUUAUAUGACCAUGUAAAACAUGUGAGAUAUGUGCAGUCAUCGGUAAUUUUUCUUCCUCCUGGGAUUUCAUUUGCUAUUCUCAUACAAUUACAAAUUGGAGUAGUCAUUUUAGAUGUUCAAUAGGUGGAAUUGUGUACCAUAUGACUAACAUGAGUUAGCGACUCUUGUAGUACUUUAUUGCUGAACGGGCUUCAAUUUUCAUUAUUUUUAGGUUUUUUUUUUUUAACUUGAAUUUGUUCAAGUUGUAUUUAACUAUUUAGUUAUAAUCAACCAGUGAAUGCAUUUCUAGUAGUAAAAGUGGUGCAAAUCAAUUCUGUAGCCUAUAAGAUUGGUUGCUCUAGACAUGGUCCCUCCUUGUCAUGAAUAAAUCAUCCACUGCCACUCAUCCAAGCAUUGAUGUUCUAAUUUCAAACAGAGGAUGCCAAAGAAUUGCA